This is a messenger RNA of Frankliniella occidentalis (western flower thrips), 1027 nucleotides long. RefSeq lists its product as uncharacterized. Gene Ontology annotation, molecular function: protein binding. The record is from RefSeq and is a predicted model, not a curated record. Lineage: Eukaryota; Metazoa; Arthropoda; Insecta; Thysanoptera; Thripidae.
GUAAAGUGCUUGAAUCUCUCAAAAACCUUAUGAGGACUCUGACAUCUCUUCGGCGUUUGGAGCUUAGAGAUCUAAUGCUUAAUGUUCUUGAUGGUCAGAAACUCUUAGAUGAAGUCUGUGAUUUAUGUACCCUUACUCUCAGAGAGUUAGUUCUAGUCAAUGCUACCGAAUAUCCUUGUCAACUUUUGCAUGUUGGGGUCUUCUUGAAUUUAGAGGUGCUUGUAAUAAGUCCACAAAAUUUAGGAGAAGAUGCACUCAUUCUUCUAGGUCAAACCAAACUUCGCCACCUUCAUAUUUUGCAAAACUCUUUCACGCCAUCUGAGUUAAUGUUGUUUCCAGUGGCAGGGAAAGCAUGGAAAAUGUGUAGAAAAGACAAUCCAGGUCUUUCUGUCCACUUAAAAGUAGAGUCACUAAAAGAGAGAGAAGUUGUUUGGCAAGAGAAGGCUCCUGUCAGAUCCAUAAUCUAUAAUUCUCCCUUAACAAAGAUUCAAUCUCAGUCAGUAAUGACUAUAAUUGAUCUGUAUUCUCAAGACUUAAGGGCGUAUGGUCACCUUGGACUCCCUCGAUUUCAGCGCUCUAGAUCAUUUCAUGAAAGAGUUGAUGCAUUACUUCUUCUUCUCGUUCGUCAAUCUGUUUGGCUGCAUACUUUGGUGAUUCGUGAAAGAAUAUCUACAGCUACAGUGCUGCUCCUCGCUAAAACUGGCUGCAACCUCCAGAAUUUAAUGAUAAGACGCAAUGCCGUUAUUCUACGCUGUGACUGGCCCAGGAGUCCAGAUUGGAGUGAAGAGUUUUAUCAAUGGCUGAAAGUUUCUUCUCGCUCUUAUGAAGCAACAGAAAAAGAAGUAUCACAGUUACUUGGUGCUAAAUGGCGAAUGCUUACUGAUAAACAGUUCAAGGUUUUAACUGUUGAUCUACAUAAUUUAAAAUAGAUGACACAAGCACAUGUAAGUUUUUUGUUCAAUCUAAUGUAAAGAUUCUUGGAAGCUCCUGCAUAGAUUCAACAAUUAAAAAUCAACAUUAUUUGUCA